UGUUUCCUGUUCCAGUCUGUGUGAAUACUGCCUGCUCCACCUGCUGCUGAAGAAGAACCCAGAGAUGUUCAGCCAGCACUUCAUCGAGUGCAUCUUCCACUUCAACUCCUACGACAAUCACAAGUCCUACAACAAGUUCCCUCAGAGUGAGAGAGAAAGGCUUCGGUUCUCCCUGAAAGGUGCUCGGAACCGCGAGAAGCGUUUUCGCAUCUACCGCUUCCUGUUGGAGCACUUCACAGACGCCCAGCGCUUCAACAUCACCAUAAAGAUCAACCAGACCGUCUUAGCAUGCUUUGCAGACGAUGAGCUGCCUUUGGAUGCAGAUGGUGCGGACAUUUUGUCAGAGACCUUCAGAAUCUUGAGUAUGAAGGAGAUGAAGCUGCAGGCCAUAUCCCGUCCACCAGGAGGCGUCGCAGCGGAGGUGGUGGAGGAGGAGAACAUGGCCACCAUGGCUCAGGCCGUCAUGCAGGCCGCACAGAAGAAGGUGGUGUCGCAGGUCCAGAAGAAGGUCUUCAUAGAGAACGUGGUUCCUGUCAUCAUCACCCUAAAGAGGCUGCUGGAGCAGAAACGUUCUCCUGUCCUCAGAGACCUCAUGGCCUACCUUCAG
Messenger RNA from Notothenia coriiceps (black rockcod), 607 nucleotides. Its product is annotated as condensin-2 complex subunit D3-like. NCBI's taxonomy places the organism in Eukaryota, Metazoa, Chordata, Actinopteri, Perciformes, Nototheniidae. The record is from RefSeq and is a predicted model, not a curated record. The transcript has 4 exons. The annotation marks the transcript as partial. Gene Ontology annotation, biological process: mitotic chromosome condensation; meiotic chromosome condensation. Gene Ontology annotation, cellular component: condensin complex; condensed chromosome, centromeric region. Gene Ontology annotation, molecular function: histone binding.